AUGAAGUUGGGUUUUAAUGAAUGGAGUGUGCAUGUUCAAUCUGCUUUGAUUGAUAUGUAUGGAAAGUGCAUGGACAUUGAGAGUUCUAUGGCUGUAUUUGAAUGUCUUCCCGAGAGAACAUUGGAUUGUUUCAACUCAUUGAUGACCUCUUUGUCUUAUUGUGAUGCGGUUGAUGAUGUGGCUGAAUUGUUUGGUUUGAUGGUCGACGAAGGUCUUGUGCCGGAUGGAGUUACCUUAUCAACCACACUGAAGGCAUUGUCAGUGUCUGCUUUAGCAAAUUCUUCCUUCUCCAAACGCUUCACAUCCAUGAUCAAUGCAUAUGCCCGAAAUGGAAUGGGGAAAGAAGGAAUUGCAAUGCUUCAAGCAAUGACUGAGAGGGGAAUAAAGCCAGAUGAUGUUACCUUCUUAUGUGCACUAAAUGGUUGUAACCACACAGGAUUAGUUGAGGAAGGAAGAAUAGUCUUCGAAUCGAUGAAAUCUCUUCAUGGGGUCGAUCCAGAUCGCCGCCAUUUUUCAUGCACGAUGGAUCUCUUUUGUCGUGCAGGACUUCUACAUGAAGCUGAAGAGUUUCUGCUACAGUCACAGGGAAAAGGAGAAUAUUUUAUGUGGAGCUCUUUGUUAAGAAGUUGCAGGGUCCACAAGAAUGAAGAGGUUGGAACAAAAGCAGCACAAGUGUUAGUUGAGCUAGAUCCAGAUGACCCUGCAGUGUGGUUGCAAGCUUCAAAUUUUUAUGCUGAAAUAGGGAAAUUUGAUGCAUCAAGGCAAAUCAGAGAGGUUUCUCUAGCAAGGAAGAUGACUAGGGAAAUUGGUCAUAGUUUAAUUGAGAUAAGACAAUAA
Messenger RNA from Glycine soja, 837 nucleotides. Its product is annotated as pentatricopeptide repeat-containing protein At2g33760-like. The record is from RefSeq and is a predicted model, not a curated record. Gene Ontology annotation, molecular function: protein binding; RNA binding. The transcript is spliced from 2 exons. Bases 1 to 837 code for a protein of 278 amino acids. NCBI's taxonomy places the organism in Eukaryota, Viridiplantae, Streptophyta, Magnoliopsida, Fabales, Fabaceae. Gene Ontology annotation, biological process: RNA modification.